AUGCCUCGGAACGUAUGCAUUUCAGCUGCUGAUGGCAAUACUGGCUUUGCUAUCGCCGACCUACUUCUCAGUGAGCCUUUCUCCACCAAAAUCGACUCACUUACUGCUCUAGCCUUGGAUCCGACGUCUAGCAAAGCUAAAGAGCUUGGUAAGCGAGGUGCCAAAGUCAUAAAACACUCUCCAGGUCGCGAGAAAGCCAUGAGGAAGACGCUGCAGGAUACCGGAUGUGACACCAUCUGUCUGAUUCCCCCAGCUCACAAGGACAAGCGGGAUAUCUCGGUUGAGCUAAUUACCGCGGCGAAAAAAUCGGGAAUCUCCAAUGUUCUCCUUGUUAGUUCCGUGGGUUGCGACUAUGCGGAUCCCAGAACGCAACCACAUCUACGUGAAUUCAUUGAGCUAGAGAACUUGACACUAGCUAGCAAAGGGGACGCGUCCACUGAGCUUGGACACUCGCCAUGUGUCAUCCGGGCAGGUUUCUACGCUGAGAACCUCUUGCUAUACGCCCCGCAAGCCAAAUCAGAGGGUGUUCUUCCGCUGCCAAUUGGCAAAAAUCACAAAUUCGCACCAGUGGCAUUGGGUGAUGUUGCAUUCGUCGCAGCUCAAGUACUGAGCGGCAAAGGCGAACAUGGCUUCGAUGACCGACACCGUGGGCAAAUGAUGGUUGUCACCGGGCCAAUGCUCUGUGCAGGAAAGGAACUUGCUGAAGCUGCAAGUCAGGCUCUGGGGAGCGAACUGGAAUUCGAAGACAUUUCAGAAGCUGAGGCCAAGAGGGUUCUUAAGAAACAAUCUGAGAGUGACGACUCGGAGCAACAGUACAUCCUGGAAUAUUACAGUUUGGUCCGAGAGGGCAAGACAAACUACAUCAGCACCACAGCGUUCCAUGAUGUUACAGGUGAACAUGCAACGGAGCCUACCGACUUUUUCAAGUUGUACUCUGGGGAGUUUAAACGCGGUAAUGCAAACAAGCGCCAAAAACUGCACCAUUGA
Messenger RNA from Clonostachys solani, 987 nucleotides. Lineage: Eukaryota; Fungi; Ascomycota; Sordariomycetes; Hypocreales; Bionectriaceae. The record is from the annotation of a GenBank genome assembly.